Molecule: messenger RNA, 468 nt
Organism: Amborella trichopoda
Lineage: Eukaryota; Viridiplantae; Streptophyta; Magnoliopsida; Amborellales; Amborellaceae
Product: BTB/POZ domain-containing protein POB1
Source: RefSeq, a predicted model, not a curated record
AUGACAACACGUGCCUACAAGAUACGUCCCAAGAAGGAGGCCGAAUUGGGCUCGCCUCCCAUGCUUGUUUUGUCCUUUGAGUUGACACAAAAGGAGUGUGCUCGCCUAUUUACAUGUAGGAGAAUAUACUCCAGAGGAUUUUUCUUGGGGGGCAAGGAAUUCUACCUAAUGGCCAUAUCCCAAAAACAUAACCGGAGCUCUAGCUCCUCGGAGAGCUUUGCACUUUAUCUCGGCAUGGUGAAGGACAUGCGGGUUACUGUCGAUUUUGAGGCAUUUUGGGGGAUGUCAGAUGAUUUGAAUUUCUCAAGUAAUGCCAAGGCCACACUCAAUUUUAAGGGCUUGGAUAAAGAGUUUUUAGGGUUUGACAACCUUUUUGGUAUCCCAUGGUCCUCACUCAUGGGAGAGGAGAGCCCCUACUUCUCAAAUGGGGUGGUACGCUUGACUGUGGUGCUUACGAUCAGGUCUUAG